AUGCCCGGCUCAAUACCAUUGGCUCGCGGCCAGAGCUCGCCAUCCUCCCCUAGGAGCGGACGCCAUCCCGAGGCCCUCCACACCCGCAAGCCCUCUCUUACCAACUCGGUCUCGAGCAACGAAUCCUACUCGACACGGUCGACCCGGUCGACGGGCACCGUCCGCCGCAGCCGCGUCCUCGACUUCGACCCCCUCUCGCAGCACCCCACCUUCCAACCGCCGCCCAGGCUCUUUGAGCGGCCCUUCAUCCACAACUCCCACAACUCUCCGUCCAUCGAGGAUGAGGUCAUCGACUCUUACUUGUCAAGCCAGGAGGCCGCCGUUGCCGAGCAGGCAAAGGCCGCCGCCGUUCCCAGCAGGCCUGCACCUCCCGUCGACUCGCCCCGGACGCCGAUCCAGGUGCAGCAACUGCAACAGCAGCAGCAGAAUCGGUCCCGGGAGCUAGCCGCCGAGGGCGACGACUACUUCCUCUUCAAGGUGCAGCAGCACAUCGCCGCGACCCGGCCGCAGCUGCCGCGCUCCCACUGGUCCGAGUCGACCAUCAACACGAUGGCCUCGGCGGCAGAGGAGGAGGAGGAAGAGGACGACGAGGACUCCUCGGAGGACGGCAGCAUCGUCGGCCCAGAGCGGCCGGUGCGGGAGUCCCGGUGGCAGAACUUCUCCCACAAGCGCCUGUCCCCGCCCAGCUCGAAGCGGCCGCAGAUGAAGUCGCUCGACAGCGUCGAGGACUUUAUCAAGCGCGGCGGAUGGAAGAGGAAGGGUAUCGUCUUCCAGCAGGAGGGCACCCGGUCCUCCAACACGCUGUUCUAA
Molecule: messenger RNA, 810 nt
Organism: Colletotrichum navitas
Lineage: Eukaryota; Fungi; Ascomycota; Sordariomycetes; Glomerellales; Glomerellaceae
Exons: 1
Coding region: 1-810 (269 amino acids)
Source: RefSeq, a predicted model, not a curated record